AUGGCGCCGCCGGUGCUGUUAGUGGUGGGCCCACCAAAGGUGGGGAAGACCUCGCUACUGCAGCGCUUUCUCCAUGGCCAAUGCGAUUCGAAUCCCAAACCCAGUAUUGGUAUGGAGACAGGCAUGACGUGGCACCUGGAUCCGGAGAGCGCCCUCUUUGCGGAGCUGCGGCAGUUGCUGCCGCAGCAAGGCAUCGACUUCGAACUGAUGGAGAUUGGAGGUCGGGAGCCAGUGCAUCGAGAGAUGCCGAGGGGCCGCUAUGUUUGCGGCCUGAUGCUGUGCUAUGAUUGCAGGGAUCGGACCUCCUUCCUUCGUUUGUGGCACGUGCUGUGCCGACAUCGCAUGGACAGACAUAUGGAGAUCUCAGCCUCCUCAGUGGCGGCGAAAGGUGCGCUGGCGGCGGUGCUCUGUGCCACCAAGUCGGAUCAAGGCCCAUCCUUGGUCUCUGAGGAGGAGGUGAAGCUCUUCGCCAGCGCCAACGACUUGGAGGUGGUGAAGACGUCAGCACACAAUGGCCAAGGAGUGCGGUGGGCCUUCCAGACGCUGGCGCUACGGGCACUGGAAGCAGAGAUGGAGCGGCGCUGCCACAGCGAUCAAGAUCGAUGCCUUGACCCGGCGCGCGCCUUCGCGCUGCCCUGUGGGUUGGACGUCUGUCCGGAGCUCACGGGCCUCACCAAUCCGCCGUGCCUACGGCGAUGCGAGCCGCAACGUGGCGUGCCAGCCACGGAGGACUACGUGGAGGUGCUGGACCCUGAGGGCCAGGUGCUGUGCGAUCCACGAAGCCUGGAGCAAUGCCUACAGCAGAACUUGCUCCAUCGCGCGGUGCACGUCUGGCUCUGUGUGCCCCGCAGUGGUGCGCUGUUGCUGCGGAAGUGGCAGAAGGGGCUGAAACACCCAGGCCGUUGGGGUCCCAGCUGCCACACCGAGAUCCGCUGCUACGGCGCUGGGGAUGGCCAUGCCGCAGAGGUGUCCACUCAGAGCGCGGAGCGGGCGCUGGAGGAACAGCUGGGGCUAGCGCCAUCGCAGGUGGGCGAGCUGAUCCAUUGUUUCUCUUGCCAGAUGAGUGAUGGCAGCUGCCAGGAGCUGCUGGACGUCUACCUGGCACCUCUCAGUAAGGCAGGGCUGCCGCCCUUGGCACUUCAGGAGGAUGAAGAGGUGGAUUGGGUCUUCUUUGCCCAUGUGCUCUCGCCCGAGUUUGCCCGUGCUGGGCGACUGUUUUACUACAACAACGUCUACAGACGAGCCCUUGCGCGGCGCAUGCGCGAUCAUGCGAUUCCCGAAGAUGUGCACCACGCCUUUGCGUUGGACUUGGACGCACAGCUUUCCUCUCCACCCCUUGCGGCGGCCCUGCGGUGUCCCGCAGCCGAGGCUGUGCCGCCGGCCCCAGGGCCCAAUCCACCGGUCGCUGUGCGGUGA
Messenger RNA from Cladocopium goreaui, 1416 nucleotides. The record is from the annotation of a GenBank genome assembly. Lineage: Eukaryota; Dinophyceae; Suessiales; Symbiodiniaceae.